Messenger RNA from Mercurialis annua (annual mercury), 744 nucleotides. RefSeq lists its product as uncharacterized. Gene Ontology annotation, molecular function: RNA-DNA hybrid ribonuclease activity; nucleic acid binding. Bases 1 to 744 code for a protein of 247 amino acids. The transcript is spliced from 2 exons. The record is from RefSeq and is a predicted model, not a curated record. NCBI's taxonomy places the organism in Eukaryota, Viridiplantae, Streptophyta, Magnoliopsida, Malpighiales, Euphorbiaceae.
AUGCAAGAAACCCAACUGCAUGCCUUGAAGGAUUGUGAAGUUGUUCGUGGCCUAUGGUUGUUGUCUCCUUUGAACUUGAGAACUGACAGAUUUCAAUGCAACAACAUGAAGGAAUGGAUUUCGCAGAUGUUUACUUCUCUCAGGGACGAUGAGCUCCAGUUAUUUAUUCUGAGUCUUUGGACUAUUUGGACAGACCGAAAUAAUAUUGAUAAUAAUGCUCGAUCUGAUAGGGUUUCCAAAGCCCUCCAACCUGCUGCUUCGGUUGAUUGGCAACCCCCACCACCAAACGCGCUGAAGACGAACUCUGACGCCGCUAUUUCUGUGAGAAACCAUUCAGCUGUUGUUAGCGCAGUGUACAGGAAUUCUUCCGGAGCUGUCAUCAGGUGGGGAAUCAAGCAAAUUCAGGGUGUUACAAAUGUAGAAAACACUGAAACUCAAGCUAUUCUUCUUGGCCUCCAAAUUUCAGCGGAUAUUCCUUGCGACCUUCUGAUAUGUGAAUCAGACGCAGUUAAUGUAAUCAACAGGGUUCGAAAUCCAGUUAGUGCCAUCGACCCCAUCCAGUUGAUUGUUGAUGAUUGCCUGGCCGUAGUGGGUAACCGUAAUGUGGCAUUUCAGCAUGUCCGAAGACAGUGUAACCAAGUUGCACAUUCCCUAGCUAAAUGGGGUAUUUUUAUCGGCAAAGAUUGUAUCUCUGACGAGAAUGUUCCUUUCCCAGUCAAUGAACUUGUUAAUCUUUUCUCUUAA